AUGCACGAGAUCUGCUUUGAAGACAUUCUGCCGCCGUCGCAGUGGGUCUCCAAGAAGGAGCGGUACCGCUGCGACGCGUGCUCCAAAAAAUUCCACAACCUCUUCCGCCGCCGCCACCACUGCCGCCUCGUACGUCGCCACCAUCGUCGUCUCCUCGUCCUUAGCAACUAUGACUUAGUGUGGGCAGCUCUUCUGCAAGGAUGCAUCUUGCAUAAGCUCGUGCAUCUCUCGCCUGAGCGACACAUGCCCAUCAAGACGUGCGCCACGUGUGCGUUCGAGGGCCCGCCCGAGCGCAAAGCCGCCGCCGUCUCGCAUCUCUCGUACACGGUCGACUCGGACCGGUUCACGACCGACUUGGGCUCCGACGACCUCUUGCUGUUUUCGCCCUUGGUCGACGAUGGACUACCCAGCAUCGAGUACGCACUGCACCGCGACCGUGGUGCGUCGCUCGACGAGAUGGACGUUGACGAGGCUGCCGAGAAGGCCAACGAAGCCGAUCGGCUCGAAGCGCUCCAGGCGUACAACGUGCUCUACUCGCCGCCGGACGAGACGUUCAACAUCUGGUGCGACCUCGCCGCCAACACGAUGGAGUGCCCGAUCGCGGUCGUGAGUUUUAUGGACAAGGAUCGGCAGUGGUUCAAAGCCAAGCUUGGGCUCGCCAAGACGUCAGUGCCGCGCCAGCUCGCGUUCUGCGAAGCAGUGGUCACGUCGGGGCGGCCACAAGCCGUGCUCAACGCCGCGCUGGACCCGCGCUUUGAGCGCAGCCCGCUCGUCGAGAGCGGUGUUUGCUUCUACGCCGGCGCGCCGCUCACGACACCAGCAGGCCACGUCAUUGGGACGCUUGCCGUGUUUGAUAUGGCACCACGCACUGAGUGCGAGAAGCUCGGGAGCUUAGAGAACCUCGCGCAGAGCAUCAUGAAGGACAUGGAGGAGCGCCGGAUCUUCGAGUUGCGCUACCGGCAUCGGCGGCGGCGCCAAGCGGCGUCGUUCGACGACCGAUCGUUGAUCAAGUCGACCACGCCAGCGCCGUCGGUACGGCUCACGCCGGACUUUGGCCCGGCGCCGUCACUGGGUCCGAUGCCGCCGACGCUGGACUUGCUGCCGCCCGAGAUGGACCCGUCACGCAAUGUCCCCGCGACCACCGAGUCGGUCAUUAUCGAUGCCAACGUGGUCGAGACCGACGGGAAGAUGCAAGACAUGCUGCUCGAUUUGCUCUGCAAGACGACCGAGACCCAGCAGCAUUUGGCGUCGCAACAAGGGUCGAUGUUUGCGACGCUUGGUCACCACACGGAGCAAAUUGACCGGCUCGCACAGGCCGUCAAGCGCAUGGAGUCCAAGCUCUGCCCGCUCUAA
This is a messenger RNA of Saprolegnia parasitica CBS 223.65, 1353 nucleotides long. RefSeq lists its product as hypothetical. Bases 1 to 1353 code for a protein of 450 amino acids. The transcript has a single exon. Lineage: Eukaryota; Oomycota; Saprolegniomycetes; Saprolegniales; Saprolegniaceae. The record is from RefSeq and is a predicted model, not a curated record.